Rhizopus microsporus ATCC 52813 is the source of this 1863-nucleotide messenger RNA. RefSeq lists its product as uncharacterized. NCBI's taxonomy places the organism in Eukaryota, Fungi, Mucoromycota, Mucoromycetes, Mucorales, Rhizopodaceae. The record is from RefSeq and is a predicted model, not a curated record. The transcript has 4 exons. Bases 117 to 1481 code for a protein of 454 amino acids.
CAAAAAAAGAAACUCUGAUCACUCAGAUUAGGGUUAUUUUGUGUGACUUAUGGAAAAAGCUUUCUCCCUUUCAACCCCCUUCCCUUUUCUUUUCUGUUUGUAACGCUCUGUUAUCAAUGAAUAAACUCAUAUUCUCACCAGAAAAUGUAAAAGAAAACCAGUCAAACAAGUCGAAUGUGACACCAUCAACCAACAAGAUCAUUUUGGAUUACUUGCUUUAUCUUUCUAUUCAAUCCAGAUUAAACCAAGCCAGUAUCGAAUUGCUUGAGUUAUCCGAUCCAUUGCCAAAAGAAAAAGAAAGACUUGAAGUACGCAAGAAGAGAUGGGUAGAGUCAGCCACAAAGGCAGAACAAGAUAAACGCGCAGUUGAAUCAAUAGUGGCAGGCAUACUUUCCAGUCACUGCAACAAGACACUCUCUUUUAAACACAACCACCAUUUUGAACAGCGCCUUCACUUGUGCCAACUGACGAACCUUGUCUUUGGCCGAUUCGACGCUCUGUGGACCGGACAGCAUGUGAUUGCUCAUAAAGCAACCGCGCGUAGACGACGACACCAAUCGGUCGUAGUUGACAAUCCGGACGAGGACGACAUUCUUUGCGAUAUCAAGAAACGCGAAAAACGUUUCUCGCAGCCUAUCGUACCUCCCUUUUGCCGACGACACCGCGUACAAGACUGUUAUGGAUGUGUCUUACCCAAUCAUCCCACGUCGCCGGCCCCGCCCGCAGGACUGAUCGAAGCCAUUCCAACCUUUUUGAGAACAAGCGCAGAUAUGCUUCGACGUAUACUUGAAUCAGAUAACGAGGUCAAGCCCAUGAUGUUUGCUGGUCAAAAGGUAAUGGGUGGAGGUAUGCCACCCAAGUGGUAUGACCUCUUCCUGGAACUCCUCACGCAGGCUGCGAUCGAGAGUUACCUGUGUGAUGCUCAGGUUGGCCUAGAGCCUAUAUUUGAGAUAUUCUCUUAUGGAGAUGUUGAGGAGGAAGAGGAUGAGGAAGAAUAUGAAGAAGAAGAGCAUGAGCAAGACGUGGACGAAUGGGGGAUCAGAGCAGCAGAUCAUCAUUUGCUGUUUCCAAAAACACGUACCAUGUACCUGUUCAAGACUCAAGUAAGAGAAAGGGAAAAAGAUUUUUUGAAUAUUACCGAAGGAAGCUUUCAAGCACACUUUGAGAAGCUAGCACAACGUUUUCCUCUUGAGCAUUUUGAAAGAAAUAUGGGUGACUUUAUUCAAAUGAUCCUAGAUACGAUGGAUAUACCAACAUUAGAUAAUAAUGAUUCAAAUGAAGCUACAGAAACACAGGAGCAAACAGGUCCCUCUGUUUAUAAAUAUCCUGGAGAUGGUUCACUCUUAAUGCCAGAAAUUCCAGAUGAUGAUGCUCAAACAACAGAAACGGGUAAAAAACGACCUGUGUCUGUCUUGGAGGAAGAAAAGGACACAACUGAUAAUAAUAGCAAUAAUAAUAAACGCGUAAAGGAGCAGCCAUAAUUCAAUUUUUAUUCGCUAUCAGAACUGCUGUCACUUGUGUCGCUGCUGUCUUCACUAGAAGACGAGCUACUAGUGUCGUCUUCAUGAUCAGAUGAACGAAGUUGAUCUUCUUCUUCAUCAUCACUACUAUCACUACUAUUACUGUCAUCGCUGCUACUGUCGCUUUCACUAUCAUCGCUACUGCUGCUGCUGCUGCUGCUGCUACUGCUGCUACUGCUACUGUCCUUGAUAUUGUUGAUAUUCUUUUUAACCGCAACACUUGGCUUUACAGUAGGCAGAAGCUUUCUUUUUACAGGCAAAGCGUCCACCUUUUCGAGUUUAGGCUUCUUUUCCACGCCAUGCGUUUUCUCAUAGGCGGCCAUUUCCUUUGUGUAUCUUUCUC